CGCACGCCAGCACGCCACGCCAUUGCUUUCACAAAAUGUUAAAAUGUUAAAUUUGUCAGCGGAAUUCUAUUUAACCUCGAAAUUAUAUAGUAGCGUAUCUUUGGAAGUAAGAAUCUUCUGUAAAUACAUUUUAUACGGAUUUGAUACAAUAUCAUACAUAUAUAAACAAAGAUCCUACUUCUGCUCACUUGACGUUUACGUUAGGAUUACCAAAUAGUGGUUACACAUAGUUGACGAUGGAAUCAUCAGCGUUACAACACGCAGAGAGUGUUUGCGUGAAGGUUGAGCCCUGUGAGGCUGUGUUUAUAACGGAUAAGCCAAUGUUUGAGGAAGUGUCCGUGAAAGCCGAGUCUUUGCUGGAUGAUGUGUGUGUAAAAGAGGAGUCGCUCGGCGGGAGCCCGGCGGACGCGGCGGUGAAGGUGUACGCCGAUCACGCCCUGAAAGAUGAGCCCGUUCUUGGCCCCGUGGUAGUGGACCGGCGCAGCGUGCGCCACGCCCCAACAGGGCAAACUCCACAGAAGAAAUCAAAUGGUGGACACGAAACUUACCAAUGCACCCACUGUAAAUAUACAACAGUUGAAAAACUAUGCUUAAUUAGGCAUUUAAGUAAGCAUACUAAUGAGAGGCCGUAUAAAUGUGACCAGUGUAGCUAUACUUGCAGCGGCAAGAGUAUUAUGGAAGUUCAUGUUAGGAAACACACUGGGGAUAAACCAUAUAAAUGUGACCAGUGUAGCUAUGCUUGCAGCUACAAGGGUACUAUGCAAGUUCAUGUAAGGACACAUACUGGUGAAAAAUCAUAUAAAUUUAACCAGUGUAGCUCCAAGAGUGCUAUGCAGGUUCAUGUUAGGAAAGACACUGAGGAAAAGCAAUAUAAAUGUGACCUGUGUAGAUUCGCUAGCAGCCAAAAAAGUAAUUUGCAACGUCAUGUAAGGAUACACACUAGUGAAAAGCCAUAUAAAUGUGACCAGUGUAGCUAUACUUGCCGCUUCAAAAGUAUUUUGCAAGUUCAUGUUAGGAAACACACUGGAGAAAAGCCAUAUAAAUGUGACCAGUGUAUCUAUACUUGCAGGUACAAGGGUACUAUGCAAGUUCAUGUUAGGAAACACACUGGAGAAAAGCCAUAUAAAUGUGACCACUGUAGCUAUGCUAGUAGAUCCAUGAGUACUUUGCAGGUUCAUGUUAGGAAACACACUCAGGAAAAGCCAUAUAAAUGUGACCAGUGUAGAUUCGCUAGUAGCCUAAUAACUAAUUUGCAACGUCAUGUAAUGAUACACACUAGUGAAAAGCCAUAUAAAUGUGACCAGUGUAGCUUCGCUAGCAGCCAAAUGAAUAAUUUGAAAGCUCAUGUCCGGACACACACUGGUGAAAAGCCAUAUAAAUGUGACCAGUGUAGCUAUGCUUCCAACCACAUGAGUAAUUUGAAAGUUCAUGUUAGGAAACACACUGGUGAAAAACCUUACAAAUGUGACUUGUGUAGUUAUGCUAGUGCCCACAAAGGUGCUUUUAAAAGACACAAAAAGCUACACAAUAGUUCGUCCCUUAUUUUGGGGCUUUAAAAAUAAUAACGACAACCCUCUAAAUAUAUUGAUACUACCCCAAAACACCCUGACUAAAAUUUUUCAGGUCAUGCCUGUAACGGGAACCCAAGUGCAAUUCGGUACUUGCAUCUAAAAUCCCCACACAAACCACUAUGAAGAAAUUUGUGGCUUUCCAUUUCAGAAUCCUUGUGCACAUGGAGCAGCUUAGGCAUGGAACAUCAUAUUUGGUUGACAGUAAAUUGGUAAUUUUUUAUUUGUUUUCUGUUCACAUCGAGAUUUUGUUGUGAAAUAAUAUUUAUACAGUAUAGCAGAUAUGCGUUCAUAUGAAAGAAGUUUUUAGCAAAAAUGUAUGGAUUCGUCAUGUCCGUCCGUAUGUCACAGCCACAUUUUUCCGAAACUAUAAGAACUAUACUGUUGAAACUUGGUAAGUAGAUGUAUUCUGUGAACCGCAUUAAGAUUUUCACACAAAAAUAGAAAAAAAAAACAAUACAUUUUUGGGGGUUCCCCAUACUUAGAACUGAACCUAUUCAGCCUCAUCGGAAACCGGGAAGUGGGUCAAAUUUAACUUGCAAGAUUUGUCCCAUAUAUAGUAACAGGGCAAGUUAAAUAAAAGCUUGUAAAAAAAGUUAAAACUAGACAAAAAGCGGCCAAUUGCGAGUCGGACUGCGCCCAUGAAGGGUUCCGUACCAUUUAUGACGUAUUAAAAAAAAACUACUUACUAGAUCUCGUUCAAACCAAUUUUCGGUGACAGUUUGCAUGGUAAUGUAUAUCAUAUAUUUUUUUUAGAUUUUUCAUUCUGUUAUUUUAGAAAUUACAGGGGGGGGGGACACAUUUUUUCACCUUGGAAGUGUCUCUCGCGCAAACUAAUCAGUUUAGAAAAAAAUGAUAUUAGAAACCUCAAUAUCAUUUUUAAAGACCUACACGCGUAUACCCCACACGUAUGGGUUUGACGAAAAAAGAUUUUUUGAGUUUCAGUUCUAAGUAUGGGGAACCCCCAAAAUUUAUUGUUUUUUUUUUCUAUUUUUGUGUACUUAAAAAACUUAAUGCGGUUCAUAGAAUACAUCUAUUACUCUAUAGUAAUGUACUAUUACUUACUAGUUCAUAGCAUAGGUAAUAAGUUUAGUUAUAAUUAAAACAGACUAUCUAUGUUAUUUGUUAUAACUUGCAACAUUAUUAUUGCUUACUUGGUUGGAAGUGCAAUUUAGAAAAUUUGUAAUAACUACUAUCUAAGUAAGAUAUUGUGAACAACAUGUAUUGCUACACUCUUUCCAGGGUCAUUUGUACCUAUGUAUUAUACUGGUAUGCAAAUAAAAAUCUCUAUGUCUAGAAUCUUCACCAAUGGUAGUAAAUAAAAAAUUAUUAAAACCACUUGCUGAUUCCGUGUUAUUCGGAAGAUAUCAACAUUUUAAAAUUAUACUCAGCUGCAUUGACAUAUGUAGUAUGUGUGAAAUGGAAUGUCUCUCUGGGGUGUGUUGUGUCUUGUGUAUUGUUGAGUUCCAAUAAAAUAAAUCUACAAAA
Messenger RNA from Cydia pomonella (codling moth), 3056 nucleotides. RefSeq names its product zinc finger protein 431-like. Gene Ontology annotation, biological process: regulation of transcription by RNA polymerase II. The transcript is spliced from 2 exons. The record is from RefSeq and is a predicted model, not a curated record. The coding region runs from base 237 to 1556 and encodes 439 amino acids. Lineage: Eukaryota; Metazoa; Arthropoda; Insecta; Lepidoptera; Tortricidae. Gene Ontology annotation, cellular component: nucleus. Gene Ontology annotation, molecular function: RNA polymerase II cis-regulatory region sequence-specific DNA binding; DNA-binding transcription activator activity, RNA polymerase II-specific.